CCCUGCCAACAGGCCCGGCGUGCGUCUCCGUUCUCCGACUCUCCCCUUUUGCUCUCUCUCUCUCUCUCUCCCUCUCUCUCCCCCAAAAAAUCGUCGCGGGAAUCCGGCCAUCUCUCCGCAUCUUCCUAUCAAAGGCGGGUACUCUCUCUCAAAUCUUCUCGGCCAUCCAGCCUCUCCGAUACCUUCCUAUCACAGACGGAAACAGUAAUUUUGAUUCGUUGAUACGUUGGUUGAAGUAAAGAUGUCUUCUCAGAAGAUUGAAUCUGGUCACAAGGAUGUUGUGCAUGACGUUGCCAUGGAUUACUAUGGCAAGCGAUUAGCAACUGCAUCUUCAGAUACUACCAUCAAAAUCUUUGGCCUGAGCAGCAGUUCCGGUUCUACCUCCUCUCAGCAGCUCUUGGCAACACUUAGUGGCCACCAGGGCCCCGUUUGGCAAGUUGCCUGGGCACACCCAAAGUUCGGACCUAUUCUUGCAUCUUGCUCUUAUGAUGGCCGUGUUAUCAUCUGGAAGGAAGCAACUCAACAGAAUGAAUGGGUACAAGCUCAUGUUUUUACGGACCAUAAGGCCUCUGUUAAUUCCAUCUCGUGGGCACCCCAUGAGCUAGGCCUCUGUUUGGCUUGUGGUUCUUCUGAUGGAAAUAUCUCCAUCUUCACUGCUCGUGCAGAUGGUGGCUGGGAUACUGCCAGGAUUGAUCAAGCACAUGCUGUUGGUGUCACUUCUGUUUCAUGGGCUCCUGCCACAGCUCCAGGCACACUGGUUGGCUCCAGUCCUCUGGAUCUAGUGCAUAAACUAGCAUCUGGGGGUUGUGACAAUACUGUUAAGAUAUGGAAGUUGUACAAUGGGGCGUGGAAGAUGGAUUGUUUUCCUGCACUCCAAAAGCACUCGGAUUGGGUCAGAGAUGUAGCUUGGGCACCUAACCUUGGGCUCCCAAAGUCGACAAUUGCUAGUGCUUCUCAAGAUGGCUCAGUGGUGAUAUGGACUGCGGGAAAGGAAGGUGACCAGUGGGAGGGCAAGGUUCUGAAGGAUUUCAAAACACCGGUUUGGAGGGUGUCUUGGUCACUGACUGGGAAUAUAUUGGCCGUUGCUAACGGAAAUAAUGAAGUCUCACUGUGGAAAGAAGCAGUAGAUGGUCAAUGGCAGCAGGUUACGACAGUGGAGCCAUAGAAAUAGCUAAUUUUCUUCGAGUGCUUCUUUUUCCGAUUCUUUUUCUUCUGCUACUGUCUUCUCCUUUUUCUUCUUGCUGUCGUUGGUAAGUUGCGGAUGGCUGGCUUUGCCUAAUUAGUUUCUCUUGACACUGCGCUUGCUGGACUAACUGUUUGUUUUGUGGCUUAGUUCAGUAUUGAAAUUAUACGUUUACUCACCAUUUGGAAGAUGAUGAGAAUUAGGAAUCA
Molecule: messenger RNA, 1392 nt
Organism: Nymphaea colorata (pocket water lily)
Lineage: Eukaryota; Viridiplantae; Streptophyta; Magnoliopsida; Nymphaeales; Nymphaeaceae
Product: protein transport protein SEC13 homolog B-like
Exons: 2
Coding region: 242-1165 (307 amino acids)
Biological process (GO): protein import into nucleus; COPII-coated vesicle budding
Cellular component (GO): nuclear pore outer ring; COPII vesicle coat
Molecular function (GO): protein binding; structural molecule activity
Source: RefSeq, a predicted model, not a curated record